Messenger RNA from Rhodamnia argentea, 2180 nucleotides. RefSeq lists its product as uncharacterized. The coding region runs from base 104 to 1225 and encodes 373 amino acids. The transcript has 3 exons. NCBI's taxonomy places the organism in Eukaryota, Viridiplantae, Streptophyta, Magnoliopsida, Myrtales, Myrtaceae. The record is from RefSeq and is a predicted model, not a curated record.
AAUCUGUUUAUGCUUGAUUGGUGCCCUAAUAUUUCCUUUGUUUCUUACUUUGGACCAGGGAAAGUUUCGUUGGAGCAAGGAAAGAGAGAGAGAGAGAGAAAGGAUGCGCCUGUAUCUUGGGAGUAGGAUGCUCCGGAAGAUUGUGGUGGGUGUCAGUGUUGUGAUAUGGGUAUUGUUAAUGGAGCCAUGUGCUGCAGCUGGGGUUGUGAACGGGAAGCUCAAGUCGGCCACUUUCUUGUCGCCCAAUUUCGUGUUGGGACCCGGUUCCGUGGAGAACAAGCACUACUACGACAUCGGUUUCCCCAGAGGCCAUGUUGCCCUCAAGAGUUUCGAUGCCCAAGUCGUUGACGAGGAUGGGAUCCCCGUCCCUCUUCACCAUACUUAUCUCCACCACUGGGUCGUCGCCAGAUACUACUCCCGCCCUGGCCAUCCCCAAUCCAAAGCUGACUACGUUUUCGCCAGGAACUCUGGAAUAUGCCAGAGGGAUUCCCUGGGACAAUACUUCGGUCUGGGCUCUGAAACACGCAAGACCGCCACAUUUGUUCCCGAUCCUUAUGGAAUCGAAAUCGGUAAUCCUGCGGACAUCCCUGCUGGGUUCGAGGAGAAGUGGAUGCUCAAUGUCCACGCCAUCGACACACGUGGCGUGGAGGAUAGGUUGGGCUGCACCGAGUGCCGGUGUGAUCUCUACAACGUCACUCAGGAUGAGUAUGGCAGGCCUCUCAGGCCUGACUACAUAGGCGGUUUGUACUGCUGUUAUGACCAGACACAGUGCAGGCUCAGACCGGGCUUUCAAGGCGCUCGCAGAAGCCUCUACCUGAGGUACACCGUGGUCUGGUCCGACUGGGAUACAUCCAUCCUCCCUGUUGACAUUUACAUACUCGAUGUCACUGAUACCUGGACUGCCCUUGAUAAAUCAUCCGAACACAGUGCAGAACAUCAUUGCCGAGUUGAAUACGACGUGGAGUCCUGCAAUCAAGCUACUGAAGCUGAUGACCUGUGCGUUGACAGCAAAAGGACAAGCCUUGCCCUGCCUACUGGUGGUUAUGUGGUGUAUGGUGUUGCCCAUCAGCAUUCAGGGGGUCUUGGUUCCAAUCUUUAUGGAGAGGUGAUUUCAAAAUGCGCAUGCCUUCUUUCCUCACUUUAUGUAUCUAUAUUGCUGGGUCAUUCGGAAAUUUCACAGAAAAAAGCACCAGCUUCCAUUGCUCAAGCACUCUCAAAACUGUAGCAUAUGUCACUUUGUAGAUCCUGGUUAUCUUUAAUUAGUCAGUCAUCCUAAUAGUUUCUUUAACCCUCUUUCCAUUUUAUCACCUGUUCACAAUUGGUGACCUCCCUCAAUUCCUCAUUAUCCAUGUAUAGAUAGUCUACCCACAAUCACAAAUUCGUGGCAGGAUCUUCGUGCCAUCUACAGCUUUUAAAGUUCUUAUAUGAUUAGUAUUGUCUCUUUAAGAUUAUCAUGGGGAUCUUGUAUCAAUUUGCUUAUUUUUCUGUAAUAUCUUUUGUGUUCUCCCUCAACCAAUGCUUCCUGAUUAUAUUUUCAAAAGGUACAGGCUGCAAGUUUACUCAUUCCCACUAAUUUCUUAUUAAUUCCCAGCUCAUUUAUGUGAUUCUCUUGAAGAACAUGCUGCCAUAUAUCCAGUUUAAAGUUGAAAUUACACCACUUACAUCACACUUCAUUGCUCCUCUGUUUAGUUAAGUUGUUGAAAUUAUUCCUAUCCGCAUGCGUCAAGGCUUUAUUGUCAAUAAUUCGUUAGGCUAAGAAAUGGUCGUAAGCUUUAUGGACUUUUGUGUGAUCCCAGUCCAAAGUUGUAGAGGUGUGGCUUGCUUGUAGGGGAAAUAGCCUUGGCACCCUGCAAUUAUUUGACUGAUGAUACAAUAGCAUUUGUCAUGCGUAACCGUUGGUGUUUAUUUCGGCUUGAGACCAGCAAUGAUGGUCUCACAAAGUGUCAUUUCUGUUAUGUUAUUUGAUGCCUAUACAUCUCUGACAUGUGGAGAUCACUGGCUUUCAAAUAGUCCCCAACACUGGCCUUUCAGAUUUCUUCUAGGGAACCAUAGCAGUUCUUUGUUACAUGCAAGCUAAGAAAAACAUUAGCUGGUAUAAUUCUCAAUUUGGGGUAUACCUUAGUCUCCUGCAUCCGACUUUAGAGAUAUUUUUGUCCAUCGCAGAUUGCCAUCUAUUAUAA